GGAAGUUGUCCCCAUACCAAAAGCAAAUUGAUUGUCGGGGACCAAACUUUUUGCAGUAGGUACAACAGCAAUUGCUUCUCAAAUUUCCACUUUCUCACUCCUCAGCCGUUACACUUCAUUUUUCUACAUCUCUCGACGUCGAUAUAUAUAUAUAUAUAUAAUUAUAUGCUCACAUAUAACAUUAUCUUGAGCAAUCCAAGAGGUUGGAUCUCUGCAACAAGUAGUCUUUGGAAUUAUUCGAAACUGUGAUCCAACCGAAGAAGCAAACCGAAAGCCCUAAUUAUGCCUUCCCUCAACUUCUUCUCUGUUUUUGCUUCUCUCUGACGCUACUCUACAUUCUCUCAGCUCGGUGUGUUUAAAUCUCCGUGUGAACAGUUAUUUUUCUGAUCGAUACAGUGCUCAAUUUCAGUUCUAAUGGCAGAGAAUUCAUCAAACCCAGAGGUGUAUUUACAUGGCGACCUAGAUUUGAAGAUUGUGAAAGCUCGUAGUUUACCCAACAUGGACAUGGUGUCCGAACACUUCCGCCGUUGCUUCACCACGUGCGACGCCUGCCGCGUACCUUCCAAAUCUGAGUCCAAGCGAAUCGAACACCACAAGAAAAUCAUCACCACCGACGCUUACGUCAAGGUCUGCGUCCCGCAAGCCACCAUCGCCCGGACCCGUAUCCUCCGCAACUCGCAAAACCCUGAGUGGAACGAACACUUCCACGUUGCAUUGGCUCACCCGGUGGUGGAAAUGGAGUUUCAGGUGAAGGAUGAUGACGUGUUCGGCGCUGAGAUCAUCGGAUUUGUCCGUAUACCGGCGGUGGAUAUCGCCACCGGCAAACACAUCAGCGAUUGGUUUCCGGUUCUUGCUUCAAACGGUACACCGCCGAAGCCGGAUACGGCGUUGUACCUCGAAAUGAAAUUCACGACGUGUGAUGAGAAUCCGCGGUACAAGAUGGGCAUUGCCGGCGAUCCGGAGAAAAGGGGCGUCCUGAACACCUAUUUUCCGCUGAGAAAAGGCAGCUCUGUGACUUUGUACCAAGAUGCUCACAUUAGCCCUAAUGUUAAGCUUCCUGAGAUUGAAUUGGAUGGAGGAAGAGUCUACCAACACGAGAAAUGUUGGGAAGAUAUAUGCGAUGCUAUCUCAGAGGCCCAUCAUAUGAUAUAUAUAGUUGGUUGGUCAAUCUACCAUAAGGUGAAGCUUAUCAGAGAGCCAACUCGGCCGUUGCCGCGAGGCGGGGAAUUGAAUCUCGGUGACUUGCUCAAGUACAAGUCUCAAGAAGGAGUUCGAGUUUUGCUGUUGGUUUGGGAUGACAAGACUUCACAUGAUAAGUUGCUUUUUAAAAAGCAAGGACUAAUGCAGACACAUGAUGAAGAGACCAGAAAGUUUUUCAAGCAUUCAUCUGUAACUUGUGUACUGUCACCUCGUUACGCCAGCAGUAAGCUUAGCUUUAUCAAACGACAGGUUGUUGGAAACGUCUUUACACACCAUCAGAAAUGUGUGCUUGUAGAUACACAAGCAUGGGGUAAUAAUAGAAAGAUUACAGCUUUUUUAGGUGGCAUUGAUCUCUGUGAUGGUCGCUAUGAUACACCUGAGCAUCGAUUAUUUCGUGAUCUUGACACUGUAUUUAAUGAUGAUUUUCAUAACCCUACAUUUCCUGCAGUAACCAAGGCUCCAAGGCAACCAUGGCAUGACUGGCACUGCAGAAUUGAAGGUCCUGCUGCAUAUGAUGUCCUCAUAAACUUUGAACAGCGUUGGAGAAAAGCAACAAAGUGGUCAGAGUUUCUUAGGAGGAGAACUCACUGGCAUGAUGAUUCUUUGAUAAAAAUCGAACGUAUCUCAUGGAUACUUAGUCCUACCUUUGAUGUUUCAAAGAAAGGAGUUUACAGAUCUAUUCCACAGGAUGAUCCCCAAUUAUAUGUCUCCACUGAAGAUAAUCCUGAAAACUGGCAUGUUCAGUUUUUUCGGUCCAUCGAUUCAGGAUCUCUGAAGGGCUUUCCCAAAACUGUUGAACUUUCUGUGGCCCAGAACCUUGUCUGUUCAAAAAAUUUGGUGAUAGACCAAAGCAUUCAAACAGCAUAUAUCCAGGCAAUCAGAUCUGCUCAACAUUUCAUAUACAUUGAGAACCAGUAUUUUAUCGGAUCAUCAUAUGCAUGGCCAGACUAUAAAUAUGCAGGUGCUGAUAAUCUUGUCCCAAUGGAGUUGGCACUCAAAAUCGCUAGUAAAAUUAGAGCUAAGGAGAGAUUUGCUGUGUAUGUUGUCUUACCAAUGUGGCCUGAGGGAGAUCCAGCUUCUGCUCCCAUGCAAGAAAUUCUCUUUUGGCAGGGCCAAACGAUACGAAUGAUGUAUUCAGUUGUUGCACGGGAGCUUAAAGCGUUGCAGCUUGAGGACUCUCAUCCUCUGGACUACCUAAAUUUUUAUUGCCUCGGAAAUCGAGAAAAAUUGCCUGAGGAAAAGUUGAGCGAAGUUAAUCAAUCUUCUGCUAAUGUCUCAAAUUCAUGGAAAUUUCAGCGGUUUAUGAUUUACGUGCAUGCUAAAGGAAUGAUAGUUGAUGAUGAAUACACAAUAAUAGGAUCAGCCAACAUCAAUCAAAGAUCUUUAGCUGGUACAAAAGACACAGAAAUAGCAAUGGGUGCGUAUCAGCCCCAUCAUACUUGGGCUGAAAAGAAGCGACACCCACGUGGCCAGAUCUAUGGAUAUAGAAGGUCAUUGUGGGCUGAGAACCUUGGGAUGGUAGACGAAUGCUACGAGGAGCCAGGGUCACUGGAGUGUGUGAAGAGAGUAAAUGAGGUGGCUGUUAAGAACUGGGAGAGAUACACAACCGAGACUUUUACACCAUUGGAAGGCCAUCUUCUCAAGUACCCUAUACAGGUAGAUGCUGAUGGGAAGGUAGGUCCUUCACCUGGACACGAGACUUUCCCAGAUGUUGGAGGUAAAGUACUAGGAUCUUAUUCGACCACUAUUCCUGAUAUUUUAACAACAUAGUCUCCCACCCGUUUUGUGUUCACAAGUGAUGGACUUGGUCAAAAUGGUUUUGUGUAUCUUUCAGGUAAUUAGGAUUUUUUUGUUGUUUUGUUAUUUUGGAUUGUAUGCCAGUUUGUACAUAUGUAAUAAAAUUACAAUAAUAUUGAAAUCGAAUGAUAUUUUGUAAGUA
Molecule: messenger RNA, 3139 nt
Organism: Cornus florida
Lineage: Eukaryota; Viridiplantae; Streptophyta; Magnoliopsida; Cornales; Cornaceae
Product: phospholipase D delta-like
Exons: 10
Coding region: 415-2970 (851 amino acids)
Biological process (GO): phosphatidylcholine metabolic process; phospholipid catabolic process
Cellular component (GO): plasma membrane
Molecular function (GO): D-type glycerophospholipase activity; calcium ion binding
Source: RefSeq, a predicted model, not a curated record